Paramecium octaurelia is the source of this 1341-nucleotide messenger RNA. Lineage: Eukaryota; Ciliophora; Oligohymenophorea; Peniculida; Parameciidae. The record is from the annotation of a GenBank genome assembly.
AUGAAUUUAAAGUUAAAAUGUUAACAAGAUGACCAUUAGGAUGAAAUAGACACGGUAUGUUACAAUUAGUUUUGUACAGAAUUCAGAUUAAAUUGUUUUAAAUGUAUGAAGAAGGCAAGAAUUCAUCAUGAUCAUUUUGAUGAUGUUGAAAAAAGCAAUACCUUGUUUGGAUUCAUUGAAAAUAAAAAUAAAGAAUGUGAUAAUUUGAUUGAUGAUCUGAAUACAUAUCUUGACAAUCUAAAUCAGUCAUUUACAUUAUUAAAAAGGGGAAUCAGAUAAAAAUAUUCAUUAUUAAAAGAAAGAUCUCUAUAAUUGAACUUAUCCUAAAUAAAUGAUUAUUUGAAUUCAUCCGUUAAAUUAAUGGAAUACAAAUAAUCAAUUACAACAAUCAUUUCUGAUUAGACUAACAAAUUAAUUCAUACAUUUAAUAACUUACAUCAAUAAUUAAAAUUAUCAUCAUUUAAUUAUUAUUAGAUUGAUGAUAAUUCUAUAAAAAUAUCCAAAGACUUAUAUGAUCAAGGUAAGUAUAUUAAUACAAUCCUUAGGUUAUCAUUUAUAUUGGAAAGAUAAAUUUGCUGAGGCAAUAAAUAUAUUGGAUACUUCAAUACAAUAAAAUCCAGAUAACCAUUUAUCUUUAUGGUGUAAAGGUAAAAAUGCUAGUGAAAUAAUAGGUGCGUGUUUAAGAUGGUUAAAUAAAUAUGAGGAUGCAAUCACUUGGCUGGACAAAGCAUUAGCUAUUGAUCCUAAGCAUGUUAGUUCCUUAUGUGAGAAAGGUAGAUUGAAUCAUAAUAAUAUUAAUAGGUGUGUGUUUAGGAUGGUUAAAUAAAUAUGAGGAUGCAAUCACUUGGGUGGACAAAGCAUUAGCUAUUGAUCCUAAGCAUGUUAAUUCCUUAAAUGAGAAAGGUAGAUUGAAUCAUAAUAAUAUUAAUAGGUGCGUGUUUAAGAUUGUUAAAUAAAUAUGAGGAUGCAAUCACUUGGGUGGACAAAGCAUUAGCUAUUGAUCCUAAGCAUGUUAAUUCCUUAUAUGAGAAAGGUAGAUUGAAUCAUAAUAAUAUUAAUAGGAGAUUGUUUAAGAUUAUUGAAAAAAUAUCAUGAAUCUUUAUAAUUACUAGAUUAAGCACUAUCCAUAAAUCCUCAACAUACAUUUUCUCUCAACUGUAAGGGUAUCUUAUCAUCUUUAAUUGUAGGAGAUUGUUUAAGAGAUUAAUAAUAAUACAAAGAAGCACUAAGUUAUUAUGAGAAAUCAUUAAAGAUUGAUCAAAAUAACCAAUAUUCUAAAAACUAAAAGGGUACUCAUAACUUAUUAAAUUAGAAUUCUGCUAAAAGAAAUUGAAUCAGUGA